Messenger RNA from Plasmodium cynomolgi strain B, 600 nucleotides. RefSeq lists its product as hypothetical. The transcript is spliced from 4 exons. The record is from RefSeq and is a predicted model, not a curated record. Lineage: Eukaryota; Apicomplexa; Aconoidasida; Haemosporida; Plasmodiidae. The coding region runs from base 1 to 600 and encodes 199 amino acids.
AUGGCGUCUUACCAGAGCUUGUUUUUCCCCCUUCUACUGCUGCUCCUUGCUCUUCUUCACCACAUAUGCAUCCCACUCUGCUCAUGCGAAGCCCUCAAAGGAGUAGCCAACUCCCCCUUAAGUGACAGUUCCAACGAUACCAAUCAACAUACUCAAAAGACGCAACUAAUAAACUCCCUAAAAAAAAAAGCCAACCAAAUUAGAAAAUUGUAUAACACAUUAAACAAGAAAAACGAAAACCUCCCUCUUUACCUUUUUGCAAACGACAAUGAUGAGGAAAAAAGACAAAUACUGAAGGGUCUCUUUUUGAGGGGUCAUUUGGACUUCCUGCAGGGCCUCAACACCCCUUUGUCGAAAUACUACCUGUCCAUGCGUAGCUCGCGGAGGGCGCAGCGCACACAUGUCGAAGCCAAAAUACGCAACGAACGGGACCUCAUCAACGGUCUAAGCGUGGAAAAUAAAAAAAGACACGUCGAGGAAAAGCUCCAGGAGUAUCGAUUUUUAAAAGACAACCUUCUGCAGCUGUACUCGACCAUAGAGAAGCGCUUCAAAUCCGUGGACUCCUUAAUGGCCCGCUUGGACGUGAACCCGAAAAAAUAA